This is a messenger RNA of Solanum verrucosum, 2445 nucleotides long. RefSeq lists its product as uncharacterized. Lineage: Eukaryota; Viridiplantae; Streptophyta; Magnoliopsida; Solanales; Solanaceae. The coding region runs from base 464 to 1114 and encodes 216 amino acids. The record is from RefSeq and is a predicted model, not a curated record. The transcript is spliced from 3 exons.
UUUCGAAAAAGCUUAAGGACUGAAUCUAUGGUGGCUCGAUUAUACAAAGAGAACUGACAACCAUACAAACCAAGUACAGUAAUAUCUACUGUUCAUAUCCAAUAUAUGUUUCUUUGCUUAUUAGGAUAAGGAGAAAAAUCUCAUCAUAAAUCACACUUUUCAGUACUCUGCUUCACUAUAUACUUUCUGACAUCAGAUCUGAAGAAACUGAAGGGUGAAGUGGUGAUUGUGGAUAGAUUUUACAUAAACGUGUAUGUUGAAGAAUAGUUUGGAUUCAGUGAUAGUGAUUACCUGGUAACCUAUUGGUUGAGUGAAAAUUUAGGAUCUACAGUCAUUUUACAGCAUUUCAAAGCGCCAGUAUGAAUCUUUGAACUCUGUUGUUUCUGGUUAGAUUUUCAGGCUUGUCGAUAAGAUAGUGAGUUAUAGUGAAAUUUGAUUGAAUCGGUUAUUGGCUCAGUUGAAAAUGAUUGUUGUUCCUCGGCAUCGGAAUCAAAACUGUGGGGGAAGUAGGGCACAAGGCCCUAUUCGAUUUGGGUCAUUUGGUUCACCUCCCUUUGGUGGGUUCAGGGAGGUAAAUUGUCGGGCUUUUGAGUCCAGAGCAGGUUCAUAUCAAACCCAAUCCAAGUCUUGCAAGAAACCUGUCAUCAAACGGGCCCUCUCGGGUUCCUUGUCUCCCAAAACGCGACCACCUUUAACAUCACUGCCUGUUAAUACUGUCAAGUCUCAUUCUGAAAAUCAAAAGAAAUCAGGAAAAACAGCCAGAAAUUGCACGAUUGCGAUACCAUUUAACCUCAAAGUGGAUGUUGAUUCUAGGAAUGAGGAUUUCUUGAAUGAUGUGUUACCAUUUUCUGAACUAUGGGCUGGGCCAGCAUAUUCGAAUUCUCCUUCUCCUAGUUCUUUGCCCAUGCCCAAGUUUUUUCUCAGGCCUAAAAGGAAUGCCUCUCUUGAAUUUCCUACUUCUGUAUCUGAUAUUGAUUUACGUCCCAUUGCCAAGUCUGCACCAGCAUCUCCAACCAGGGAGCGCAGCCUUUCUCCGGGAAUUGUAUAUGAUGGUACUGACUCAGUGACACAGACUCUUCGUCGCAUGCUCAACCUUGAAAUUAAUGAUGGAUGAAUGUGUGGUGGGAGGUCUGAAUAGCAGCUAAAUAGGGGAUUAUGUAGUUUUCGUAUUGGGUAAUAGUAGAUAGUUCAUUUGGUGAAUAAAUCACUUUUUAGUUAGGAAGUUAUCGUCUCGCUUAGUGUUUGUCAUGGUAGAUCAGUAGUGAAGUUUCAACACCUGUCAACAACACCUGUCAAGAGUGGUUAUUUUAAGGGGAAUUUUAUAUGAACAAUGGCUGGUUGAUCAACUCUCUCUGGGUAUACUCAAAGUUCGUGCAUUUAUGUGCAGACAUGGUUAGACUAUGGAAGAAGAAUCUGGGUGAUGAGUGGAGUUCAAUUAAUGGAGUAUGCUUGUGCAUUGAUCAGUGGAAGAAGAAUCUGGGUGAUGAGUGAGAUGCUCCUAUUACAUUACAGUAAUAAAUAGAUAGCUUGUAGUUCUUUGUAGAGGUUGCAUAACUUGUUACUCAACUAUCUUUAAUGCCCUGGAGAUCAAUUUGUUAUAACCAUCAAUUCUCAUUCUUGAUUCCAGUGUCAUAGGAUCGUUCGUUCUUAUUGCCUCUUCAUGUUCCUCUAGAUAUUCUGUUAGUCGGAGAUAUUGUAUAUAUCUUAGACCCUACCAGAAUAGCAUCCCUUUAGACUUCUGUUUUAUUCAGUUACUAGACCUUAGCCUUUUCAUCCAAUCUUGCAUCCUUACCUCCUCUAUCUCUUGGUAGAUUCAAAUUCAUGACUAGAAAAUAGGAUAUUUGGUAUAUAUAAGUCCUUGCUAUUCCUUGAAUGCCUGAAUGGGCUGGUCAUCAUCAUACCUUUGUAUGUAUUCUUGUCAUUUUUUCUUCUUAACUCUGAAUAGGAUAUAUCUCCUACUUCCUCUUGAAGUUGUUUCCCCUUAACCAAUUUUCUGUUUUUUGGGAAUGAAAAUUGGGUAGGGGAAUUAAUAGUUACUUGUAUCCUUUUCUGUUCCUUGUCUUCGGUAUCUUCCCUUUUAGCUUUCCUCUUGCUAGUCCAAUUAUGUUUGUUAAGAGGUUUAUCCUUCGCCAAAAAAAAAUCAUCUUUCCUAUGGAGAUUGUUGAUCCCUAGCUAUUGAUAAGUACUUUUAGUUGGAGCUGUUGGAAGAAGAUCGUUGAGCUAAUUGUUCUCCCUACUCUCGCCAUGGUAGCACUACUCGUUAUGUGUCAUUUCAGUGUCUUUAUAAGAUAUAUGUUGUCUGUAGGUCCUUCGACCAAACUGGUAGUUACUACUGCAGUAAUUAUCUAGUUAUGUCAUGUUUUAGGUUUUGGAGUUUUACUUUUGUUGUUGAACUUGUUGUUUUUAAGGUAGCAUUUUGAUUAAGACAUCAAUUGUGUUUCUCUG